CGCCUCUUUCCGGCUUUGCGUGGAGGGUCGGAUGGACGCCUGCGUUCUUGCGGGUUUCCCGCGCUGGGCACGGGACGCUGCGUUACUGGCGGCGGCGCAGAUCCCGGCCUUCCACGGAGAGUCGCGCCGGACGUCGCUGGCGGAUUGACAUGGAGGAUUCGGCGGCGUCGGUGCUGAAGCGGGCGGUGGAACUGGACUCGGCUUCGCGUUUCCAGGAGUCGCUGGUUUGCUACCAGGAAGGGAUUGAUCUCCUUCUCAGCGUGCUGAAAGCUACAAAAGAUGAGAAGAAAAGGGCCUACUACAGAAACAAAAUAACAAGUUACAUGAACAGAGCAGAAGAAAUUAAGGAAUACGUUGUGAAGGAAAAAGAAGAUGGGAAAUGCCACAAACAAAUUAAAAUUGGAGAGGAUAGCAAAGGAUUCAGCUAUGAAAAACUGUUCCAAGAAUAUCUGAAUGAAACUGUUACAGAGGUUUGGGUUGAGGAUCCUUACAUUCGCCAAGCCCACCAGUUGUACAACUUUUUAAGAUUCUGUGAAAUGCUUGUUAAAGGACCAUGCAGAAUGAAAACUAUACACCUCCUUACCUCUCAUGAAGAAGGUCAUGGGAAGAGUCAACAGAUGGGUGCCUUAGAAGAAAUACAGCAGUCUCUAAAGAAUUUUGGCAUUACACUGGAUAUAGCAUACUCUUCUUCAAUACAUGAUCGAGAGAUUAGAUUCAACAAUGGAUGGAUGUUUAAAAUUGGAAGAGGCCUUGAUUAUUUUAAGAAACCACAGAGGAAGCAUCUAUCCACAAUGGCUCUCAAACCAGAAUCACUAAACUGAACAAGUAGCUGAAAUGAACCUAGAUACAGGUAGUCUUUGGGUUAUGAUCAUUUGUUCAGUGACCAAAGUUACAACGGCACUAAACGAAUUGUACUUAUGACGGGUCCUCAUAGGUUGGCUGUCAUUGUGUCCCCAUAGUCACAACUGCAAUCCGGGCACUUGGUGCCCUGCUCAAAAUUACAAUGUCACAGCGAACUGUAGUCAUGUGAUUGUGAUUUCCAAUGUUCCCCACUGAUUUCGCUUGUGGAAGCCGGCAGGAAGUUGCAAUUACAUGAGGUCCUUGCUUAACAACCUGUGCGGUCCUUGUUUAAUGACACUUGCUGAACUGCCGUCAUGUUUUAUGACUGCAUCACUUAGCAAUAGCAAUUCUGGUCCCAAUUGCUGACGUAAGCCAAGCAUUACCUGUACUUUUGAAUUCAGCAGUAUAAAAACAGCCAGCUACAAUGUUUUCAAUACAAAAUUAUAUGAAGCUAUUGUAUAUAGA
Molecule: messenger RNA, 1305 nt
Organism: Python bivittatus (Burmese python)
Lineage: Eukaryota; Metazoa; Chordata; Lepidosauria; Squamata; Pythonidae
Source: RefSeq, a predicted model, not a curated record